Cololabis saira (Pacific saury) is the source of this 1737-nucleotide messenger RNA. RefSeq lists its product as uncharacterized. Lineage: Eukaryota; Metazoa; Chordata; Actinopteri; Beloniformes; Belonidae. The record is from RefSeq and is a predicted model, not a curated record. The transcript is spliced from 2 exons. Bases 1 to 594 code for a protein of 197 amino acids.
AUGAACAGCCCCCCCCCCCCUCUCCCACGGGAGCCCCCUCCUCUCCCAUGGGAGCCCCCUCCUCUCCCACACGGGUCCCCCUCCUCUCCCACACGGGAGCCCCCUCCUCCUCUCCCACGGGAGCCCCCUCCUCUCCCACACGGGUCUCCCUCCUCUCCCACACGGGAGGCCCCUCCUCCUCUCCCACGGGAGCCCCCUCCUCCUCUCCCACGGGAGCCCCUGCCUCCUCUCCCACUGGAGCCCCCUCCUCUCCCACACGGGUCCCCCUUCUCUCCCACACGGGUCCCCCUCCUCUCCCACACGGGAGCCCCCUCCACCUCUCCCACGGGAGGCCCCUCCUCCUCUCCCACGGCAGGCCCCUCCUCCUCUCCCACGGGAGCCCCCGCCUCCUCUCCCACUGGAGCCCCCUCCUCUCCCACACGGGUCCCCCUUCUCUCCCACAUGGGCCCCCCUCUUCUCCCACGAGAGCCCCCCCCCCUCUCCCCUCCCACGGGAGCCCCCUCCUCUCCCACACAGGUCCCCCUCCUCUCCCACACGGGUGCCCCUCCUCUCCCUCUGAAAGCCAUAACCCGGAGCUGUGUCCCGGUGGAUUAGCAGGUCGUUAGCUCAGGAUGCUAAAACAGACCACUGAUGUUCCAUGAAUGACGCUGCUACAUCGGUCUAACCCUAGCCCCCCGGCCCCCGCCCCCACCCGUGCAUGCUCCUCCCGCCCGUCGCAGCCUAGCGGGAGCUGAGGCGCCGUAGUCCGCCUGACGCAAUAGACGAAGAGCCCCCCCCUCUUCUACGACCAUAGCUGUGACGCCGUCCGCCGGUAACCCACCAGUGAAAAUGUGCACAAAAGAGCAAAAAUAAAAAAAAACUUCCUGUUGUGACUUCUUUCUUUUACUCCUCCUUCCCUCCUCUCUUCCUUUAAAGCCGCCCUCCACCCUCGCCGCGCACGUCGCUGUCCCCUGUAGCGCGAGUAUAAAGCCACUAAAAGCUGUGCAUGUUUUCGUCCUGUUGAAGCUGUGACCGUGUUCAUCUCCUCCUCCGCUCACACGCGUCUGCUGCGCUCCUUUUAUUACACUUCUUUCCUUCUGCGCUUGGAUAGAGAUUUUAGGGUUGCACAGUUGUCCAAACCCCCCCACCCCCCGACUCCUGUACAGCAGGACAGUGCUCAGUGAUGGUUCAUCAGCGCCUGAAGAGAAGGUUUCAGCUCCACUUGGGCUCCUCCCGCAGCAACGCUCCUCCCUCUCCUGGUCUAGUGUCACAGCAGAUUUUACUGUAAAACCAUUUUAAAUACACACUUUCCAGACAUUAGCCAUUCCUUAGACAGUAACGUUACUCACUCGGACAAUUAAAAGUCUGCUAGAGAAAAAAACAAGCAUGUAAAACUAAAGACGCGCGUGGAUGUGUGGCCUCGGUCUGCCGGUUAGUCCGGUCAGCAGACGUGAGCGCGUAGCGCUGCAGAAGGUUUACCGUUACCGUUGCAGAGCCGGGCCGGGUCGUGUCCCGGGUUCUCCCCGUCAGCAUGUCCCACGCCGUGCCGACACCCGCCUGCUCCUCCAUCUGGACUCCCACCUUUUUAUUUUAGGUAUGAAUGGUUAUUUAUCAGACUUGUGAUCUACCGAAGACACAUGCCAGUGGAAGUGUAUUCAUAGUAACUGUAAAAUGCUAUAAACAUAAAUGUUUGUUGUAAAUGUCAUGAGUUGUACAUUUGGAGGACUCAGCAGAUGAUUAAAAGAUGAUAGCUGGUGA